UAAAUAUCCACCACCACAAUUUCAUAACGCAUAACACGAAAAAAAUAAUGGCAAGGAAGGUGGGUUUGAAUUUUAUAGGGUGCUCCAUCGUUGCAAUGGUUUUCAUAAUUGGUGUGGCUGAAGCAACAGAUUAUAUCGUUGGUGAAGGCUUCGGAUGGAGCGUUCCCUCCAAUGAGAGCUUUUAUACAGACUGGGCUAGCACCAAGAGAUUCUUCGUUGGUGACAAUCUCAUUUUCAACAUCAGCGGAGAGCAUUCGGUGGGAAUUAGAACAGAGGCUACUUAUUAUGAGAAUUGCAACACCAGCUUAUUAACUGGUUUCACGUUCAUAGGCGUCAAUGGGAGUAAUUCGAUGUUUCGACAUAAUAUUAUUCCUCCAACUGGGCCUCGCUAUUUCCUCUGCACCGUUGGAAAUCACUGUGAAAGAGGCCAGAAGUUUAGUAUCAGCGUUGAGUCUCAUCCUGAUUCCGCUGCUCCUACUACACUGUCAUUCAGAAUCUUAUCUGCAUUUCUCUCUAGCUUGGCUGUGUAUUUCUUCACUGUUACUAGUUAGUUACUUUGUCGUGUAACUCUACGAGGAUUUUGCAUUCUUGUUCCUAGCAAUUCUUUGAACAUAUUCACUAUAGAUAUUAUAGGAUUGCUGGGUUGUUUGUUUCAAUAAAUGUUGUACUGCUACUUACAACAUACUAUUGUAACUUUAAAUUUAAUAAAGACGUUACUUCAAUUAAUAUUGAA
Messenger RNA from Glycine soja, 733 nucleotides. Its product is annotated as umecyanin-like. Gene Ontology annotation, molecular function: electron transfer activity. The record is from RefSeq and is a predicted model, not a curated record. The transcript is spliced from 2 exons. Bases 48 to 551 code for a protein of 167 amino acids. Gene Ontology annotation, cellular component: plasma membrane. NCBI's taxonomy places the organism in Eukaryota, Viridiplantae, Streptophyta, Magnoliopsida, Fabales, Fabaceae.